This is a messenger RNA of Marasmius oreades (fairy-ring Marasmius), 2005 nucleotides long. RefSeq lists its product as uncharacterized. The transcript is spliced from 9 exons. NCBI's taxonomy places the organism in Eukaryota, Fungi, Basidiomycota, Agaricomycetes, Agaricales, Marasmiaceae. Gene Ontology annotation, biological process: N-terminal peptidyl-glycine N-myristoylation. Gene Ontology annotation, cellular component: cytoplasm. Bases 69 to 1721 code for a protein of 550 amino acids. Gene Ontology annotation, molecular function: glycylpeptide N-tetradecanoyltransferase activity. The record is from RefSeq and is a predicted model, not a curated record.
CUAUUGAGCACUCAAGAUAAUACUUUUGUACGCGAAGUUUGAGCUUAUCGCAUCGUUUAACGUUCACCAUGUCCUCUCAACCAAUUUCUCAGUCCGGGGAGAUUGAAGAUGUUGUAGACACAACUCACGACUCGGACGGACCUGAAGAAUCCGAGGAGGGAGUUGAGGUGCAGGAAAUCGACGCAGAUGCACCUUCAUCAAGCAACAAAAAGAAGAAGAAAAAGAAAAGAUCCAAGUUUCACAAGGUGUUGGAUGCACUAUCUGGGAAAUCAGAAGAGAUUCCUCAAGAAAUUGUAGACAAGGUUCUGGAGAAGGUCAAGGCUGAUGGAGGGGAAGGGAGCGAACAUGCCGAUCAAGCUACCGUUCGUCAAGCUCUGGAGCAAAUGAGGAUUAUGGACGUAGUCAAAGGAAAGGCUGGAAUUGGUGGAGUGAAUGCAAAGCAGAUGGGAGAACACAAGUUUUGGGCAACCCAACCGGUCCCUCAGUUAGGCGAGGGUCCCCCUCUUGAAGACGGAUAUAUCGAGCCCUCUAAACCGAGAGAAGAAGUUCGACAAGAUCCAUACCUUCUACCGAAUGACUUCACAUGGACUACUAUCGAUGUCAACGAUCCUGCGCAGAGCAAAGAAGUAUAUGACCUGCUUUCUCUGAAUUACGUCGAAGACGACGAUGCGACGUUCCGGUUCAAUUAUAGCGCUCAAUUCCUUGAAUGGGCACUCAAACCCCCUGGCUACCAUAAAGAAUGGCACAUAGGCGUCCGAGUCAAAGCGAAUCAGAAACUCGUUGCAUUCAUUUCAGGAGUUCCGAUGACUUUGUGCGUGAGGAAUCAUCAAUUCGUAGUGGCGGAGAUCAAUUAUCUCUGUGUUCAUAAGAAGUUGCGGUCAAGGCGAUUGGCCCCAGUAUUGAUUAAGGAAGUCACUCGACAGGUCCAUCUGAAAGGCAUCUUCCAAGCCAUAUACACGGGCGGUGUGAUAAUACCGACGCCUGUUUCUACAUGCCAGUAUUAUCAUCGGUCACUGAAUGUCGCUAAGCUCGUGGACGUGAAGUUUUCGUUUGUUCCCCGUAAUACAACGCUCGCACGAAUGAUCAAGGGCAACAAGUUGCCAGACCAGCUACGUUUACCCGGUGUACGUGAAAUGGAAGAGAAGGAUGUCCCCAGCGUGACAACACUCCUUUCUCGAUACUUGGAGCGCUUCGACAUGAAACCAAUCUUCACUCAAGAGGAAGUAGCACACCAGUUCUUGAUUGGUAGAGGUUCAUCGGAGUCGGGAUAUACCAAUUCCUGGAGGAGAGAGGGACAAGUAACCUGGACAUAUGUGGUAGAGCAUCCCGAGACAAAGAACAUCACAGAUUUUUUUUCUUUCUACUCCUUACCUUCGACGAUAAUUAACAAUGCGAAGUACCCCACGUUGGAAGCCGCGUAUCUGUACUACUAUGCCACGGAUUCCGCCUUCUUACCGGGCUCAGAUGAAGAUGGAAUUUUGAAGCGGCGUCUUCAGGAACUGAUCGGCGACGCGUUGUUAGUAGCAAAGAAAGCUCAAUUCGACGUAUUCAAUGCGUUGACAAUAAUGGAUAAUGUACCGAUUCUGAACGAUCUCAAGUUUGGAAAGGGUGACGGUCUCCUGAACUUUUACCUCUACAAUUGGCGGACUGCGCCUCUGGCUGGUGUGAAAGACAUUGGUAACGUGCCACCAGGUAGAGGAGUUGGGGUUGUAAUGGUCUAACCACAAUUUACACGUAAAGUGAUGAAAAAACAAACAAACAAAAAUUGAGGUACAACUAACUCAGAUGCCAAACCGAAAAGUCAGAUACCUGGUCUAGAUAAAGUAUAUAUACAAACGUAGGUAGGUCAAGAUAGAUACAUGCAGAUUGGUUAUACCGCGAACGCCAUGAAUAAGACGAUACAAGAAAUGGCUAAUAGUACAGGUUGCCGCAAGAAACGCAUGAAGAUUAAAUAUAGAUCUCGAUUCCCAAGGUCAAAGUUCCAAUUCCAUCGCAUCAGGUGUCA